Messenger RNA from Medioppia subpectinata, 677 nucleotides. NCBI's taxonomy places the organism in Eukaryota, Metazoa, Arthropoda, Arachnida, Sarcoptiformes, Oppiidae. The record is from the annotation of a GenBank genome assembly.
AUAAAAGCGACAGAAUAUCCAACAGUUUGGAUAUAAAAAUUAUAAUUACUUUUGGUUUUGGUUGUUGUUAUUGUCGUUAUUUCACUGUAUGUUAUAUACUGUUAGUAUUGAUACGAAAAAUAUAUGUAACACUAUUUCGCCAACAGUUUAAUUAAAGGAAUUGACAAGAAAUCUAUUCUCAGUUAUUAUUGCUUUCUAUACAACCGUUUAUAUCGACCGAAAUAAUGUACGGAUUUGUUAACCACGCGUUGGAACUGCUGGUCAUCCGAAACUUCGGCGACAAAAUAUGGGAACAAAUCAAGAAAGAGGCCGAAGUGGAAAUGGAGGGCGCAUUCCUCGUCCGACUUAUAUAUGACGAUGAAAUCACAUAUAAUUUGGUCGAAGCGGCCGAAAGAGUAUUAAAAAUCCCGGCCAACGCUAUACUGGAGAUGUUUGGCGGUAUGUUCUUUGACUUUUGCCAGGAGUCGGGCUAUGAGAGCAUUUUGCAAGUGUUGGGCGCCUCUCCCCGCGAUUUCCUGCAAAAUCUGGACGCACUUCACGACCAUUUGGCCACAAUAUACCCGGGAAUGCGGGCGCCGUCCUUCAGGUGCACCGAAGACCCCCAGACCGGGACUCUUAUACUACACUACUAUAGCGAGAGGGAGGGACUCGAGCCCAUUGUAAUCGGUAUUGUGAAG